Baudoinia panamericana UAMH 10762 is the source of this 1203-nucleotide messenger RNA. RefSeq lists its product as uncharacterized. Bases 1 to 789 code for a protein of 262 amino acids. The transcript has 3 exons. Lineage: Eukaryota; Fungi; Ascomycota; Dothideomycetes; Mycosphaerellales; Teratosphaeriaceae. The record is from RefSeq and is a predicted model, not a curated record.
AUGAUUCAUGACAACGAGGUCGUCAGCCUCGACGCUUUUCGAGAUAGCUUAGGCACCACUGUCAUUGCCAAGCUUGCUCCGAGCAAAGGUCCGCGUCGACGAGCCGUCAAAGGCAGGAAGAAAGAGAUCAAGCCAGUUGCCAGAGUGUCUAAUGGUGAUGGCGAGGAUCCGGACGGCAGCGAUGCUGGCGAGCUGAGCGACUUCAUCGAGUAUCUGGCCGAGGAACUCUUCCUCUCCCUGCCGUCAGACUUGCGGACCUUGUCAUUCGCAGCCAUCCAGGAUGACCCUUCCCUGAAAGAGAAGUACUCGACUCCACUAGAGUCGACACUUUUGGAGUCCGUAAUCGAGCACCUGCCACCAACAGUAGCAGACUCCCUCCAUACCUACGGCCUCAUUGACCCAGACGUCAGCAAUCUUGAUCGCUUCCUUGAGCCUGUGCUGGAGAGUUACAUCAACACCACCACAUCGGCGCCUCCAGAGUAUACUCCCGCCCUCACAGCCACACGCCCUGACGGCUGCGAGAUCUGUGGCCGAGAGCACCUACCGCUGACAUACCAUCACCUGAUCCCUAGACAGAUGCACGCCAAAGCCGUCAAACGUGGCUGGCACAAAGACUGGGAGUUGAACAAGGUUGCGUGGCUCUGCCGAGCGUGUCACUCUUACGUGCAUCAAGUUGCGACGAACGAGGAGCUAGCGCGUGAGCUAUAUAGCGUGGAGCUUUUGAUGGAGAGAGACGAUGUGCAGAAAUGGGCCAAUUGGAUCGGCCGGGUGAGGUGGAAAGCUCGAUAGGCAGAAGAUAGAGCUGAAGUCUGUACGUGGGGAGGCUAUACCUACUCAAUAGGACAUAGUGCUGUUUCCUUGGAGUGUCAAGCAGGCUUCAUGGUUCUGCCAGAGGGUUUGUUCUUGCCUGCCGUCACCCUGUUAACACGACUGCACUGCGAACCUGGAAGCGCAUGCGAACUAUUUUGGCCUUGUUGAAGAUCAUGGACAAGGAGUUGCCGGAGUAUGCUGCACCUCGAUUUGCUUGCAUGUCGUCGGCGUGGUACGCUACUCGCUCGCGGCAUGCCACGUUGCGGGCAGGCAUUUGCAUGUAACAGUAUACCAGAAGAGGUCUACUGCCUUGUGGAGGCGGGACGCUAUUCUUUACAGCAACCGUAUUGGGUUAAGCAUGAUUGCAGCUGCGGCUGGUAUUCUCCGGAGUGG